UAUCGAAUACACAGUGCUUUCAACAUACAAAAAUUGUGAUAAAAUAAAAAAAAGCCACAAAAAAUCUCAUUCUAGACUAAUUUAUUUAAUUUAAUUAUUUUCCGUGUUUCGAUUGAUAUCCAGAGACUAAAUUCCCAACAACCGCAACAAUGGAUUAUUCAAAGAAGCGUCGUGCCAACGGUCUUGGAACGUUGAGUGAAGAGAGCACCGAUGAUGAGACUGAUUUUGUGCCGCCACCAGAGAAGAAACAAUAUGCCGAAAAUUAUUCGGCAAAAUCACUUCGGAUGAUGCAGAAAAUGGGUUUCACUGGCGAAAAAGGUUUGGGAAAACAAGGCCAAGGUCGAUUAGAGCCGAUUGAAGCGUCAACACAAAAAGGACGUCGUGGUUUUGGUCUUAAAUUAGACGGUCUUGAUUUGGCCGCAACAAAAUGGACACCAGACAUGGAAAAUAUGCAAUUACGUGAAACAGUCACAUUUAUUUCCGACUAUUCCGAUGAUUUGGAAACAAAAUCAUUUGACGAGCUGCGAGCAUGGAUGGUUGAAGGAUCAAAGAAGCUUACAAUUGACGAUGAAACUCAAUUUUGUAAUCCGAACGUGCUGAGAAAUGUGUUGGCGUCGAAAAGUGUAUUCGAUAAGUUGGGAGCCGACGAUAUGAGAAAUGCUCGCACGAGAUCCAAUCCGUUUGAGACGAUAGGCAGUGCUAUUUUUUUGAAUCGAGCAGCAGUUAAAAUGGCCAACUUGGAUGCAGUGUGCGAUUUCAUGUUUACAAAUCCACUCGAUGAAGAUGGAAUGCCACUUGUAAAAGAGAAUGAACUAUUGUAUUUUGCCGAUGUUUGUGCCGGCCCUGGUGGUUUUUCGGAAUACGUGUUAUGGCGUAAACAAUGGCACGCAAAGGGAUUCGGCUUCACAUUGCGUUGUGAGAAUGACUUUAAGCUUGAUAAAUUUUUGGCCGGCCAUCCAGAAACUUUUGAUACAUUUUACGGUAUUAAAGAAGAUGGUAAUGUGUAUGAUCCAGACAACAUUGAAUCUCUCACGGAUUAUGUGCUCAAACAAACAUCGUCGGGUGUUCAUUUCAUGAUGAGCGAUGGUGGUUUUUCGGUCGAAGGCCAAGAGAAUGUACAAGAAAUCUUAUCAAAACAAUUGUACUUAUGUCAAUGUCUAACAGCACUCUCAAUCGUCCGCGUCGAUGGUCAUUUUGUGACGAAACUUUUCGAUUUAUUUACACCGUUCAGCGUGGGACUCAUUUAUCUCAUGUAUAAAUGUUUCAAAAAGAUCAGCAUUAUUAAACCAAACACAAGUCGGCCAGCGAAUUCCGAGCGAUAUUUGGUGUGCAAGUGGAAGAAAUCCAACACAGAUGCAAUUCGACAGUAUUUAUUUGAGGUUAACGAAAAAUUGUAUGACAACUGUAAUCCAGAGUUGGACAUCAACGAGUUGGUCCCUUUUGAGGUGAUACAAAACGAUGAGAUAUUCUACGAAUACAUUUGUGAAAGUAACAAUGUAAUCGGCGAAAAUCAAGUAGUUGCUUUGCUCAAAAUCGCCCAUUUCAGUAAGGACACAAAUUUACGGGAGCCAAAGCAAGAAGAGUUCAAAAGCGAGUCGCUUUCCUUUUGGAAUGUACCGAAUGAAAUGCGUAAAGCACCCGCAAAACCACCAACAGAUCAAAUAUUCAAAAAUCUUAUGGAUACUUGGUAUGGAGAGAGACAAUUGUUGUUUACAUCAGUCGAACGGCGUCUAACACUCCAAACAAAUUUCAAAGAUACAUUUUUUGACAAAACAGACUGGGCAUUCGUUCCUAUCGACGUGGUUGAAAAUGUCGGCAAAACGAUACGAACAUUUUUCAUGAGCAAAGGCAAUUCGGAUGUCUUUAAAUACACAAACAAUCACACAUGGGAACCGCUGACAGAAAUAUUUAUUGAAAUUACACCAAAUACAUUAUUCUAUGGAGAAAUCGUUAAGGAGUUGACCGGCGAAGGUGGCUCCCAAACAAUGGUAUAUGCAAUGCAUAUAAUUGAUGGCAUCGUUCUGGGCGGCAUGAACAUUCGAAAUUUCAAACUGGAGAAACGCAAUCGACUGUGUCGCAAAUUUGCCGAAUCGUUAAAUAAACCACCGAAAAACAUUGGGAUCAACAGUGAUCGAGUUAAAAGUACAGCAGCAAUUCGAUGCAAAACACUCUAUCCACUGCUGGAUUUACGACGAUUUUUCGGCUCUCUUACUAAUUACCGACUGAAAGAUGGCAAAGUUCGGCUUGGCCAUCUUGUUCGUGAUCUUAUGAAUCCAAAUCGAUUUUAUGUGCCGCGCGGAAUUUUAAUAUUCAAAAUUUUAAAACCGAAUUUAUGCAAACGAUUCGAUCCACAACGUCAAGAUUAUUAUUACACCGAUAUGCAAAAGAUUCCGAACCAACACUUUCAUCUCAGCGAUAUACCGGAUCCCGAAAUGGUGUACAGCUCAUUUCGAUCAACAUAUCAACAUCGAAAACUUUGGAAAUGGGAGGAUCCACUACAAGUUGAAGAAAAAAUUAAUGAUGCAUGUCGUCGACCGGACCUACUCUAUCGAGUAGACUUUGAACGAUUCAUUUAUAAUGAUUUUUAAUUUUUUGUAUAAAAGCAACAAUGGACGUCUAAAAUAAAUAUUUUAACAUUGUUUCCAUCAA
Contarinia nasturtii (swede midge) is the source of this 2649-nucleotide messenger RNA. RefSeq names its product cap-specific mRNA (nucleoside-2'-O-)-methyltransferase 1-like. The record is from RefSeq and is a predicted model, not a curated record. Gene Ontology annotation, molecular function: nucleic acid binding; methyltransferase cap1 activity. Gene Ontology annotation, cellular component: cytoplasm; nucleus. Lineage: Eukaryota; Metazoa; Arthropoda; Insecta; Diptera; Cecidomyiidae. The coding region runs from base 150 to 2588 and encodes 812 amino acids. Gene Ontology annotation, biological process: 7-methylguanosine mRNA capping. The transcript has 2 exons.